AUGGAGGGCGAGAAUGGUCUCCUGGUCACGGUCGGGCUCGCCCCCCGAGAAAGUACUGUGAGGAUGGACUUCCUUGUGGUCCGCCUACCUUCGGCCUACAGCGCCAUUCUCGGACGACCAAGGCUAAAUGCUCUCCGAGCCAUGGUCUCGACUUACCACUUGCUCGUACGAUUCUCCACCGACCAAGGAGUAGGCGAAGUUCGUGGAGAUCAGCGGAUAGCUAAGCGGUGCUAUAUGGCAACCCAUAAAGCAAAGCAACCGGCUAAAACUGAGGCACCAAGCCAUGGCGAACAAACUGCCGAGGCGCCAACCGAAACAUCAAAUCAGGCACUGCCCAUUGAAACCUUGGAGGUGCGGGACAAUACUUGGAAGAAACGGGUGGAACCUGGUAAGCUUCUUACUCAGAUUCCUUUACAAGAAAAUUGCCCAAAGCUAACCGUGCAGGUCGGCUCCGGCCUGAGUUCCCUUGAGAGGGACCGCCUGAUCGAGUUCCUCCGGACCAACAUGGACAUCUUCACCUGGUCACCCGCCGACAUGCCGGAAAUCAACCCUGAGGUCAUGGUCCACCGGCUCCAAGUAAAGCCAACCUACAAACCCGUGCGACAGAAAAAACGGGGCUCCGCCCCGGAACGACAACGAGCAGCGGCAGAGAAGGUGGACAAACUUCUCGAGGCCGGCUUCAUUCGGGAGGUCUUCUAUCCGGACUGGCUCGCCAAUGUGGUCCUCGUGAAAAAAGCCAAUGAAAAAUGGCGUAUGUGCGUGGACUACACCGACCUGAACAAGGCCUGUCCGAAGGAUAGUUUUUUCCUUCCCAGCAUCGACUAG
Molecule: messenger RNA, 825 nt
Organism: Phoenix dactylifera (date palm)
Lineage: Eukaryota; Viridiplantae; Streptophyta; Magnoliopsida; Arecales; Arecaceae
Source: RefSeq, a predicted model, not a curated record